CAGACAGAAACAUCUACAAGCAGCUGAGAGCACAAGUUUGUAAGAAGACUGAUCUUUUCAGAGGCUGAAAUCUCUCACACAAAAAGGAGACGCGGACUUAACUCUUCCUUUUUUAUCCUAAACGAGAGAGUGUGAGAGAGAGAGAACCUGAAUUCUCAGGAGAGCUGUGUAUCUGUAACAACAAGGCAAUGAGAUCAUCGUCUCUGGAUUGAAUGAACUCGACAUGAAGGGGAGAAACCCCGAGAGGAAACUGGAUGCCAAAAUGUGGACAAAAGGGAGAAGGAGACAGGGAUUUUAGAACUGAGCCUUUUGUAUUUAUUUAUUUUUGAGAUUUUUACCAGAAGUUUUGCUUGUCUAAAACAAGGCUUUUGUAGGCUGUUGGUGUUUUUUUUCCUACUUAAACUCCAGUGGAACCAUGUGAGGACCCGUCGUAGCUCUGAAGAGGUUCUGACUAGUGACUGUCUGGGCCAGGCCGACCUCCGGCCACUCGCAGGGCAUGUCUGUAGAGGAUGGAGGAACCGCUGCCGGCCUCAAGGCUCACACCGCUGCUUCAGAUCACUGUGACAGCCACUCUCUGCAGGAAGGUCAGGACCGGGAUGUGAAAACCCAGACCCAGAACCAGGGCCAGAACCAGGGCCAGGAUGGGAUUGUUUUGGAACGCAUUGCCUCCCUGUCACUGGACAUGUUUGAGCCCAGUGCCUUCACUGGGAGGUUCUCAAAGAUCCAGUCCAAGCCCAGAAAGAGGAGCAGGAUACUUGGAGCUUCUCCAGUGGGACUGAAGCCGCCCCUCCCGGCAGCCAGCGGAACGGUGGGAGAGAGGAAAGGUCCCGUCGUCAUGGCGCCCGUCAACGUAGACCCCGAGAGCAAGCCGGGCGAGUUCGUCCUCAAAAGCUUGUUCGCCAACUUCACUUUGCUUUCUGAACGCAAGAUCCGUAUCAUCAUGGCAGAGCCGCUGGAAAAGCCACUAAACAAAUCUCUGCAGAGAGGAGAAGACUCUCAGUUUGACCAGUUAAUCAGCACGAUGAGCUCUCUAGCAGAGUACUGCUUGCCAUCCAUCCUGAAGACGCUGUUUGACUGGUACAAGAGGCAGAACGGCCUGGAGGACGAGUCCCAUGAAUACCGACCCAGAGCCAACACCAAGUCCAAAAAUGACGAGCAACAGAAGGACUACUUACUGGAGCGAAGGGAUUUGGCAAUAGACUUCAUCUUUUCUCUAGUACUUAUAGAAGUUUUGAAGCAGAUCCCGCUCCAUCCUCUUUUGGACGGACUCAUCCAAGAAGUUGUAAAUCUGGCCUUCAAGCACUUCAGAUACAAGGAAGGGUAUCUGGGGCCAAACACGGGCAACAUGCACAUCGUGGCCGACCUCUAUGCUGAAGUAGUGGGAGUUGUAGCACAAUCAAGGUUCCCAGCAGUACGUAAAAAGUUCAUCUCUGAGCUGAAGGAGCUGCGACAGAAGGAGCAGAGCCCCUACGUCAUCCAGUCCACCAUCAGCCUCAUCAUGGGACUCAAGUUUUUCCGCAUCAAAAUGUACCCGGUGGAGGACUUUGAAGCCUCCUUCCAGUUCAUGCAGGAGUGCGCCCAGUAUUUCUUGGAAGUGAAAGAUAAAGACAUUAAGCACUCGUUGGCAGGACUCUUUGUGGAAAUACUCGUACCUGUAGCUGCUACUGUGAAAAAUGAGGUGAACGUUCCCUGUCUCCGGAAUUUUGUGGAGAGUUUGUACGAUACCACUCUGGACCUGUCGUCGAGGAAGAAGCACUCUCUGGCCCUUUACCCCCUGGUGACGUGUCUGCUGUGCGUCAGCCAGAAGCAGUUCUUCCUCAGCCGCUGGCACGUUUUCCUCAACAACUGCCUUUCUAACCUCAAGAAUAAAGACCCCAAGAUGGCACGUGUGGCUCUGGAAUCGCUCUACCGCCUGCUUUGGGUCUACAUGAUCCGAAUAAAGUGCGAGAGCAACACUGGAACCCAGAGCCGCCUGACGUCCAUCACCUCCACUCUGUUCCCCAAAGGGAGCCGCAGCGUGGUGCCCAGAGAUAUGCCACUUAAUAUUUUUGUCAAGAUCAUCCAGUUUAUUGCUCAGGAGAGACUGGAUUUCGCCAUGAAGGAAAUCAUAUUUGACCUGUUGAGUGUGGGGAAGCCGGCCAAGGCCUUCAGUCUCAACCCAGAGCGCAUGAACAUCGGCCUGCGUGCGUUCCUGGUGAUAGCAGACGCUCUGCAGCAGAAGGACGGAGAGCCUCCCAUGCCCAACACGGGAGCCACCCUGCCGUCUGGAAACUCCCUCAAGAAGAAGAAAACGUAUCUCAGCAAGACGCUCACUGAGGAGGAAGCCAAACUAAUAGGCAUGUCCCUGUACUACUCCCAGGUGCGUAAGUCCCUGGACAACAUCCUCAGACACUUGGACAAGGAAGUGGGCCGCUGCAUGAUGCUCACCAAUGUCCAGAUGCUCAACAAGGAACCAGAAGACAUGAUCACCGGUGAGAGGAAACCUAAGAUCGACUUGUUCAGGACGUGUGUCGCUGCCAUUCCUCGCAUCCUUCCUGACACCAUGUCCAAACUGGAGCUCAUCGACCUGCUGUCACGACUCACGGUGCACAUGGACGACGAGCUGCGCCUCAUAUCCCAGAACUCUCUGCAGAGCCUGCUGCUGGACUUCUCCGACUGGAGGGAGGACGUCCUGUUUGGCUACACUCACUUCCUUCUACGUGAGGUGCAGGACACCCACCAGGGUCUGCAGGACGCAUCGGUGAAGCUGCUCCUGCAGCUGCUCACGCAGUGGCGGCUGGCGCUGCAGCUCCAGGGGAAGACGCGGGGCGGAGUGGAGGCCAGCCCCCGGCUGCCGGAGCGGAGCCCCCACUGCUCGGUGCUCCACGCGGUGGAGGGCCUGGCCCUGCUGCUGCUCUGCUCCUGCCAGGUCAGCACCAGGAAGCUGGCGGUCAGCGUGCUGAGAGAGAUACGCUGCCUCUUCACGGCCCUGGGACACGCCGAGGACGAUGACAAACCCAUGAUCGAGAUCAUGGACCAGCUGAGCCCGGCUGUGAUGGACAGCUUUGUCCACGUGGCUGUUUCUGACUCAUCCACGCUGCCGCUCAACCACCACGUGGACCUGCAGUGGCUGGUGGAGUGGAGCGCUCGGCUGGUGAGCAGCUCCUACGAUGUGAAGAGCCCCAGCCACGUGUGGAUCUUCGCCCAGUGUGUGCGGGACCCGUGGGUGCUCUGUCUGCACAUCUUCCUGAGACAGGAGCACCUGCCCAAGCACUGCCCCGUGGCCCUGGGCUACGCCUGGCCCUACGUCUUCACGCGGCUGCAGCUGCUGCUGCCGCUCAUCGACCCCAACAGUCCAGUGAAUGCAAAGAAGACGAGCACGGCGGGCUCCAGCGACAAUUACGUCUCGCUCUGGCGUAACUAUCUGAUCUUGUGUCUGGGCGUGGCCAAGCCGAGCAUCAUGUCCCCCGGACACCUCCGGGCCUCCACGCCCGAGAUCACGGCCACCACGCCCGACGGCAGCGUCACCUACGAUAACAAGGUGAUCGGGACUCCGUCCGUGGCCUGGCUCCUGAAGCAGCUGGUCCCCCUGAUGAGAGCCGAGAGUCUGGAGAUCACCGAGUCCUUGGUGCUGGGAUUUGGAUGCACAAACGCUCUCGUCUUCAGAGAGCUGGUUGAAGAACUCCAUCCUUUGAUGAAGGAAGCACUGGAACGUAGGCCUGAGAACAAGAAGCGUAGAGAGAGGAGGGAUCUUCUCCGACUGCAGCUGCUGAGGAUCUUUGAGCUGUUGGCUAACGCCGGAGUCAUCAGUGACAGCACUAACGGAGCUCUGGAGCGCGAGUCUCUGGCUCUGGGGGCUCUGUUCCUGGAGUACGUGGACCUGACCCGGAUGCUUCUGGAAGCUGAGAAUGAGAAGGAGCUGGACGUGCUCAAAGACAUCAGAGCCCACUUUAGCGGCAUGGUGGCUAAUCUGAUCCAGUGUGUUCCCGUUCACCACAGGCGCUUCCUCUUCCCUCAGCAGUCUCUGAGGCAUCACCUCUUCAUUCUGUUCAGCCAGUGGGCCGGGCCCUUCAGCGUCAUGUUCACGCCUCUGGACCGCUACAGCGACCGCAACCACCAGAUCACUCGCUACCAGUACUCUGCCCUCAAGGCCAUGUCAGCGGUUUUGUGUUGCGGCCCAGUUUUCGACAACGUCGGUCUGUCGGUUGACGGCUACCUCUACAAAUGGCUGGACAACAUCCUGGCCUGCCAUGACCUGCGGGUGCACCGUCUGGGGUGUGAAGUGGUGAUCCUGCUGCUGGAGCUGAACCCGGACCAGAUCAACCUGUUCAACUGGGCCGUGGACCGCUGCUUCACCGGGUCCUACCAGCUGGCGUCCGGCUGCUUCAAGGCAAUCGCCACCGUCUGUGGAAACAGGAAUUACCCUUGUGACCUGGUGACGUUGCUCAAUCUCGUGCUCUUCAAGGCCUCAGACACCAGCAGGGAAAUCUAUGAGAUCUCCAUGCAGCUGAUGCAGGUGCUGGAGUCUAAGCUGUGUGCGUACUCCAAGCGGAUGGUGGAGCAGAAGCCGGCUAACAUCCUGUACGGGACACACGGCCCCCUGCCCCCCCUGUACAGCGUCAACCUCUCCCAGCUCUCCAUCCAGCUGGCCAGCAUGUACCCGGAGCUCACGCUGCCUCUCUUCUCAGAGGUGAGCCAGCGCUUCCCCACCACCCAUCCCAACGGCAGACAGAUCAUGCUGUCCUACCUGCUGCCGUGGCUCAGCAACAUCGAGCUGGUGGACAACGGCCUGCUGCCCCCGGCCUCCAGCCCCUGCACGCCGGAGGAGGAGGCCCGCGGCCAGGCCCAGGGCAUGUGCUCCAGCCUGAGGGGCAGCGGCUGGGGCUCCCUGCAGGCCACGUCGCUGGUGCUCAACAACCUCAUGUUCAUGACGGCUAAGUACGGAGACGAGGUUCCGGGGCCAGAGAUUGAGAAUGCGUGGAACGCUCUGGUGUCCAACGAGAGGUGGAUGAACAACCUGCGGAUCACCCUGCAGUUCCUGAUCAGCCUGUGUGGCGUCAGCAGUGACACCACGCUGCUGCCCUAUAUCAAGAAGGUGGUGAUCUACCUGUGUCGCAACAACACCAUCCAGACGAUGGAGGAGCUGCUGUUUGAGCUGCAGCAGACGGACCCGGUCAACCCCGUGGUGCUGCACUGUGACAACCCUCCCUUCUACCGCUUUGCUGCCAGCAACAAGGCCUCCACCUCCCAGACCGGCACGACCUCCAGCAGCAACACAGUGGUCGCUGGCCAGGACAUCGUGCUGGAUCUGGAAGACAACAAGAUGGUCAGAGAGAAUGAAGAGCGGAGGGCGAGGGCUCACAACAGACUGGAGUCCCGCUACAGCAACAGCUCCGGAGGCUCCUACGAGGAUGAGAAAACUGACCCCCUCCCACCGUACGCCGGGUGGCUGCUGAGCGUUCUGGAGAACAACCGUCCUCAGCCGCUGCCCAUGCCGGUGAACGGAGGCUGCUGGGCCCCGCUGGUGGACUACCUCCCUGAAACCAUCACCCCCCGGGGGCCCCUGCACAGGUGUAACAUUGCUGUUAUCUUUAUGACUGAAAUGGUGGUGGACCACAGCGUGAGAGAAGACUGGGCUCUGCACCUGCCGCUGCUGCUCAACGCUCUCUUCCUGGGUUUGGACCACUACAGACCUGAGGUCUAUGAGCACAGCAAACGUCUGCUUCUUCACCUCCUCAUCGCUCUGUCCUGCAACAACAACUUCCAGGUAAUAGCCUCAGUUCUGAUGCUGACGAGGGAGAUCAGCGACAACAAGACCCUCACCAUCAAGUCCAGCUACCACACAGAGUACCAGCACUCAAAUGCGCCGGACUUCCUGCGAGAGUGGCAGGCGUCUCCCGUGGUGGAUUCAGGGCUCAGUUCCACCUCCAACUCGUCCUCCGCCAGCCUGGGCGGCGGCAGCACUGCAGGCAGCGUCGGGAAUCUGCCUCUCGUUACCCCCGACGACCUGGAGGAUCUGGAGGAUGCUCCCAACGAGACGGACGAGAAGACAAACAAGCUCAUCGAGUUCCUCUCCACCAGUGCCUGGAGUACUGUGUUGUCGUUGCUCAGAGCGUUGGGUCCGCUGUGGGCGCAUGAAGACAUCACCCCUAAAAACCCCAACUCCAAGAGCACGGAGCAGCUGAGCAACUUCCUCCGACACGUCGUCUCCGUCUUCAAGGAAUCCAAAUCUGACUUCCACCUGGAGCAGCAGCUGAGCGACGUGGCCCUGCAGACGGCUCUGUGCAGCUCCUCCCGCCACUACGCCGGCCGCUCCUUCCAGAUCUUCAGGGCCCUCAAACAGCCCAUCAACAACCACGCCGUCUCCGACCUGGUGUCCCGGCUGGUGGAGGUGGUGGGGGAACACGGAGACGAGGUGCAGGGCUACGUGAUGGAGGUGCUGCUGACGAUGGAGUCGGUGGUCGUCAAUCUAGCAGAGUGUCUAAAGAACAGUGACCUCAUAGCAGCUCUCACCAGGACUUCCUCGCCAGACUUUGUGAUGAACGACAAAGUGCUGAACAGAAAGAGCACGGGUCAGCUGAACUUCCCCGGCCCGGGCUUCCCCGGCCUGUCCUCCCAGCGCCACCAGCGCUCCUACUCCGUCCCCAAGAAGUUUGGCGAGUGUGGGAAUCUGUCGAGUGACCCGCCCCGCAGCGCCACUCUGGACCGAAUGCAGGCUCUGAGCAGCCACGGCCUCGCCCGCAAGGCCCGGACCCCGGGAUCCUGCUCCUCAUCCACCAACCGCAUCGACCCCAGCGUCCUGUCGGACCCCGCACACGUCUCCCAUCCUUCCACCAUACUCGCCACAGUUUUCUGGGUGGCCGUGUCACUGAUGGAGUCAGACUUUGAGUUUGAAUACCAGAUGUCUCUCCGCCUCGUUCACAAGCUGCUGUCCAAGGUGCCGUUAGACCGAGCGGAGAACCGCGAGCGUCUGGAGAAGCUGCAGGCUCAGCUGGGAUGGAGCGGCUUCUCUGGGAUCCAGCAGCUUCUGCUGAAAGGUUUCACCUCCCAGACCACGUCCGACCUCACCUUACAACUGUUCUGCCAGCUCACGCCGGUCUCCCGCGUGCCUGUGGUCGACAUCUCCCAGUCUAUAGGUUUCCCUCUGAACGUGCUGUGCCUGCUGCCUCACCUGGUGCAGCACUUCGGACAUCCAACACAGUUCUGUAAGGAGAGUGCUGAAAGGAUUGCACAGGUGUGUUUGGUGGAGAAGAACACCAAGCUGUCCCAUCUGGCCCAUGUGAUGACGCUGUAUAAGACUCGCUCGUACACGCGAGACCCGUUCUCCUGGGUCAGCGUGGUGUGCCGUUACCUCCACGAGGCUUUCUCCGACAUCACGCUCAACAUGGUCACCUACAUGGCCGAGCUACUGGAUAAGGGCCUGCCCAGCAUGCAGCAGUCUCUGCUCCAGAUCAUCUACUGUCUGCUGAGCCACAUGGACCUGACGGCCGUACAAGUCAAACAGUUCAACGCUGACGUCACCAAAACCAUCGAGAAGUUUGUCCAUACGAUCCACUGGAAGGAUGCGUUAAACAUCUUGAAGCUGGUGGUGUCCCGCUCUGCCAGCCUAGUCCACCCCGUGUACAGCCACACACAAGGGGAUCUGUCCAACCUGGAGGUCAGCCGGGUGUGGGACGGUUCAGCCAAGGCCCUGCCUGGGAAAACACUGGAUUUCACCUUUGACAUCUCUGAGACACCGGUGAUUGGGCGUCGGUUUGAUGAGCUCCAGGGUUCUGGGGUUAGGGAAGGAAAGGCCAGAGCCAUGGCUGUCACCCGCAGCACUUCCUCCACCUCCUCGGGAUCCAACUCUAACACCAUCCUGGUGCCCGUCAGCUGGAGGCGGCCUCAAUCCUCCCAGAAAAGAACCAGAGAGAAGCUGGUGACGGUGCUGUCUCUCUGUGGACAGGAGUUUGGACUCACCAAGAACCCCUCGGUGAUCUUCUCCUCCUGUGGAGACCUGGAUAUGAUGGAGGUGCGAGAGAGCGGGGUGUCGUCGGAGGAGGGCGGCACCAGAGACGACACCCUGGACGACACGGCCAGCGAGCAGCAGUUCAGAGUCUUCCGGGACUUUGACUUCCUGGACGUGGAGCUGGAGGACGGAGAGGGCGAGACGGUAGAUAACUUUAACUGGGGCGUGCGGCGGAGGUCUCUGGACAGCACGGAGCUGGGGGACCUGCUGGAGGAGAGCCAGCACUCGGGCAGCACCCCCAGUCUGGGCCACGAGGACCCCCACGACUCAGACGAGUCCUCCGAGGAAGAGGAGUCCUCCACCAGCCAGAGCCUCUCCCACUCCCAGCUCACUAAUCCUUCUCCAUCGGAGGAAACCAACCCCACGGAUUCUCUGUCUACUUCAUACGACACAUCUGCUGACCCCCAGUCCUUCAACGCCACGACGCCGGGUCAGGGAGCGCUCCACGAUGAUCACAUUGGCCUGCAUGUGAGGGCGUGUGGUGAGGACGAGGACACUCAGGCUCAGGACGACGAGCUGUCCCUCAGCAUCAAUGAGCUGCCUCACGGCUCGGACUGUGGGGAGAGUUUUACUCUGGAGUUGCCGGGACAACCUCAGGAUCAGAUCGCUAAUCUGGACCACCACCUCAACCCGGACUACUGCCAGCCCCCACUGGACUUCCUGGACCCAAACUGUCUGCCCAGUUUACGGGAUGAUGUAGACGACCUGGAGGACCUCGGGUUUCCUCCACCUCCGUCUCCAUUUUUCUCUGCCAUCUUGGCAGCGUUUCAACCUACAGUGUUUGACGAUGCUGAGGAGGCCUGGCGUUGCCAUGUCAACCAACUUGUUAUGGACUCGGAUGGGUCUUGUGCAGUCUACACUUUUCAAGUCUUUUCAUCUCUUUUUAAGAACAUCCAGGGGAAAUUCUGCACUUUGACCACUGACGUUGCCACCUAUCUCGGGGAGGGAUUGAGAGGCAUCGGAUCAAAGUUCCUCAGGUCAUCACAGAUGCUGACCACGUGCUCAGACUGUCCCACCAUCUACAUCGAUGCUGAUACGAUCAUGUCCUAUGGGCUGCUGGAGAAGAUGAAGUUCAGUGCGCUGGAGCUGCAGGAAUACCUGGACACGUACAACGGCAGAGAGGAAGCUGCUGUAUCGUGGCUGAGGAACUGUAAGGAUACGUUUCCCAGGUGUCCUGGUGACAGCGUAGUGACCUGCCAGCCGGGAGAUUCAGAGGAGAAACAAAUGGAAUCUCUUGCACAACUGGAGCUUUGUCAGAGACUCUACAAGCUGCACUUCCAGCUGCUCCUAUUAUUCCAGUCCUACUGCGCCCUCAUUGGCCAGGUUCAUGCCAUCAGCUCAGUGCCCGAGCUCCUGAACAUGUCCCGGGAGCUGACGGACCUGAGGACCAGCCUGCAGGCGGCAGAGACGGCUCUAGCCACGGACCUGGAGCACAAGCACAUGGCCCACACACACGCACAUGCCAGCCAGCUGGCGGCCAUGGUGGUGCCCAGCUUCCCCUCCUCAGAGGCCGCCGUGCAGGCCAUCCUGGAGUGCCUACGCAACAACGAGUUCACCAAGGCCGUGCGCUACAUCCAGGAGUGCAGGAGGCAGUGGCCCGACGGGGUGUUUGGAGGCAGCUCGGAGACAGAGGUCCAGACGCUGCUCAACAUCUACUUCCGGCACCAGACGCUGGGCCAGACCGGCACCAUCGCGCUGGUGGGCUCCCGGCAGGACCUGAGCCUGAUCUGCAGCAAGCUGCUGGAGCUCAACGGGGAGAUCCGCGACAUGAUCCGCCGCGCCCAGGGCUACCGGGUGGUCAACACCUACCUCCCCGACUCCAGCGCCUCCGGGACCAGCCUCUGACAGCAGCUGUGGAGCCCGACCCCACCCCUGCAGCCGAGACCGGCCCGGAACCUCCCUCUGCUGCCCCGGCUGCUCAGCUCCGGGGGGACCGGGGGGACCGGGGUGACGCCUGCUCACCGCCCUGUUCAGCACUAGACCCACAAGCACA
Cololabis saira (Pacific saury) is the source of this 9980-nucleotide messenger RNA. Its product is annotated as protein furry homolog. Bases 497 to 9832 code for a protein of 3111 amino acids. NCBI's taxonomy places the organism in Eukaryota, Metazoa, Chordata, Actinopteri, Beloniformes, Belonidae. Gene Ontology annotation, cellular component: site of polarized growth; cell cortex. The transcript is spliced from 66 exons. The record is from RefSeq and is a predicted model, not a curated record. Gene Ontology annotation, biological process: neuron projection development; cell morphogenesis.